Megalops cyprinoides (Indo-Pacific tarpon) is the source of this 2748-nucleotide messenger RNA. RefSeq names its product dual specificity tyrosine-phosphorylation-regulated kinase 2-like. Gene Ontology annotation, biological process: peptidyl-threonine phosphorylation; cytoplasmic stress granule disassembly; positive regulation of cell cycle G2/M phase transition. The record is from RefSeq and is a predicted model, not a curated record. The transcript is spliced from 3 exons. Gene Ontology annotation, cellular component: nucleus. Gene Ontology annotation, molecular function: ATP binding; protein serine/threonine kinase activity; protein serine/threonine/tyrosine kinase activity. Bases 889 to 2646 code for a protein of 585 amino acids. NCBI's taxonomy places the organism in Eukaryota, Metazoa, Chordata, Actinopteri, Elopiformes, Megalopidae.
GCCGCUAUGUAACCAAUAUAUAUCUUUUUUGCGUAAAGGAAUGCAUAUCGUUUACGAAACGUUGGGAACUGCCUAAUGUUUCUUUGCUGUGCGUGUUGUGAACUAGUCUUUACUAAUGCUAGUCCGGAAGAGAAACGGAUCGUUGGCUUGCCUGGCGAGAUCUAGCUAGCUGGCUAGUUGGAAAGUUGUCCAGAAUGUUUUUACAAUAGAAAUGGUCAGAUAGGGAAAAAACGCAACGACGAAGGAGAGCAUACGUUUAGCUUACCAUCGAGCUGUAGUUUGCUAACUCCAAUUAGUGUCCCUGCUAUCUGGCUAACUAGUUAAUUGUUGGAUCCAAUCUGUUCCGUUUGCUAGUCUCAGUUCCUGUCUGUGUGCUUUGUCCUGCUGGCCACAGUGACACCGCUACCUGUCCUGGAACUUAUGUUUCUUGGGGAAAUGAUGCGAAAGUCACCGAUGUGAAGGAACACCGCGGAGAGGAGUUAACUAGUUCCAGAAAAAGUCGAUUCUGGGAUAGAGUAUUUGGCGAACAUUGCCUGGUUUGUCUAAACCUGGCCCGUGCAAUGAUUGUUUCCAUACGAGCUGCAGCGUUGUAUACUUCAAAGCAACUAGCCAGGUGGCCGGCUGCAUAUGAUUACACUACUAGCUAACUAGCUGGUUAAGGACAAACUAGAUGCAGUUUUGUUAUCUGAUGUCCUGACGUCAAGAAACUUGCCUCCAUUCUCUGGACCUGUUCAUUUGACUGGUAGAAUCCAGAUGCCUGCACUGAAACAGAGCUCAGCUUGAGCGGUCCCCCUGAGUUUUUGCACCCGAUCGGUUCAUUUUUGUUAUUUUGCGAGCGUGAAUGCCUGUACUGUUGUUGGAUGGCGGCUUCACCCUCAGCCUGCAGCCAUGAUACAAAGCAGAAAAGUAGCCGACGGCACCAACAUAACAGCGAGGCAUGGCGAUGCUUUCUAUGAGUCGUACAUACGAUCGGACCACGCCGUGAACGAGGACGCGGGCAUGAACGGCCACAGCCCCGCAGGACUCCCCCCUCUGCCCAAGCACACCGGCGGGAGCAAACCCGCAAUGAAGGACCACCACCAGCUGCCGCUGCGGGGAGCACCACCGAAGGUGAAGCAGCUGAGCGAGGAGUCGUCCGGCCGGAGGCCGAACGGCAUCGUCCAUCACAGCAGCAGCGGGAGCGGCCAAGCUCCAGCCAAGAGCUUGCCCGCCCUGUCCAAGGACCGCAGCGCCGACAGCACCAGCUCUGUCAAGUCCACCGACAGCGCCGCCAAGCCCUGCAAGCUGCAGGCUCCGCUGACCCCAGAGCAGGCCCUGAAGCAGCACCGGCAGCACCUGACCCCGCUGGAGCAGGAGGAGAUCCGCAGCUACCCCGAGAUCUACUUCCUGGGCCUCCACGCCAAGAAGAGGCCGGCCGUGAGCGGGGGCUCCAACAACAACGGCUACGACGACGACCAGGGCGGCUACAUCCACGUGCCGCACGACCACCUGGCGUUCCGCUAUGAGUUCCUCAAGGUGAUCGGCAAGGGCAGCUUCGGCCAGGUGGCCAAGGUGUACGACCACAAGACUCAGCAGCACCUGGCACUGAAGAUGGUGCGCAACGAGAAGCGCUUCCACCGGCAGGCGGCCGAGGAGGUGCGCAUCCUGGACCACCUGCGCAAGCAGGACAAGACGGGCAGCAUGAACGUGGUGCACAUGCUGGAGAACUUCACCUUCCGCAACCACAUCUGCAUGACCUUCGAGCUGCUCAGCAUGAACCUGUACGAGCUCAUCAAGAGGAACAAGUUCCAGGGCUUCAGCCUGCCGCUGGUGCGCAAGUUCGCCCACUCCAUCCUCCAGUGCCUGGACUCGCUGCACCGGAACCGCAUCAUCCACUGCGACCUGAAGCCCGAGAACAUCCUGCUCAAGCAGCAGGGCCGCAGCGGCAUCAAGGUGAUCGACUUCGGCUCCAGCUGCUUCGAGCACCAGCGCGUCUACACCUACAUCCAGUCCCGCUUCUACCGGGCCCCCGAGGUGAUCCUGGGUGCCCGCUACGGCAUGCCCAUCGACAUGUGGAGCUUCGGCUGCAUCCUGGCCGAGCUGCUGACGGGCUACCCGCUGUUCCCGGGAGAGGACGAGGGGGACCAGUCGGCCUGCAUGAUGGAGAUCUUGGGCGCCCCCCCGCAGAAGCUGCUCGAGCAGUCCAAGCGGGCCAAGAACUUCAUCAGCUCCAAGGGUCACCCGCGCUACUGCACCGCCAGCACGCUGAGCAACGGGACGGUGGUGCUGAGCGGCGGCCGCUCGCGCCGGGGCAAGCUCAGGGGUCCCCCGGGGAGCAAGGAGUGGACCAGCGCCCUCAAGGGCUGCGAGGACGCCGCCUUCACCGACUUCCUCAGGAAGUGCCUGGACUGGGACCCCGCCUCCCGCAUGACCCCCGGCCAGGCCCUCCGCCACCCCUGGCUCUACCGGCGCCUGGCCAAGCCCGUGCCGCCGGACAAGAGCCCCACGACGCGGCGGGCGGCGGAGCACAGCACCUCCUUCCCCGGGAUCAUGGCCAAACUGCCCCCCGCCAUUGGGGCGGCCAACAGCAAACUGAGGACCAACAUGAUGGGGGACGCUGGAGGUGGCAUACCCUUACGCACAGUGCUGCCUAAGCUGGUGUCCUAGCGUUGCACACUUAGCCUCAUGGACCCUUCAGCCACAAAGCUUUAGUUUGUUUGGAGUAAUUUACACAGGCAAGGAGUCAGAACUGAACAAAAAAAAAACAGG